Boeremia exigua is the source of this 1394-nucleotide messenger RNA. RefSeq names its product calponin homology domain-containing protein. Gene Ontology annotation, biological process: regulation of microtubule polymerization or depolymerization; protein localization to microtubule plus-end; spindle assembly. The coding region runs from base 67 to 999 and encodes 310 amino acids. Gene Ontology annotation, cellular component: cytoplasmic microtubule; microtubule plus-end; spindle midzone. Gene Ontology annotation, molecular function: microtubule plus-end binding. The transcript has 4 exons. The record is from RefSeq and is a predicted model, not a curated record. Lineage: Eukaryota; Fungi; Ascomycota; Dothideomycetes; Pleosporales; Didymellaceae.
UGCCAGAAACAUGGAGCAUCUGCGCCGGAGCACGCGAUAAAUCCGCUAGCCUUUUUCGUCUAGUGCAUGUUGUGGGGUGAAUUUCCAAUGCACCGUUGCCAACGAGGCCCGAAGCCCCAUCAACAAACACAGCACGCCGACCCGUGCGCCCCUUCACACCCACUCUUCGCUCCCAUAUAUUAUCUCACCCCCUACGGUGAUCCAUUGCCCUCCCGUCACGACCACUUCCAUCCGAAAUCGCAACGUCAAACACUCAAGAUGGGCGAGUCAAGGCAAGAACUAGUCGCAUGGCUCAACAACCUCCUUCAGCUUAACAUCACGAAGGUCGAACAGUGCGGGACAGGCGCCGCGCUUUGCCAGGUGUUCGACAGCAUCUUCUACGAUGUGCCCAUGGCGAGAGUGAAGUUCAACGCCAACACAGAAUACGCAUAUCUGCAAAAUUUCAAAAUACUGCAGAACACAUUCGCCAAGCACCAUGUCGACAAACCUAUCCGCGUCGAAUCCCUCAUCAAGUGCAAGAUGCAGGACAACCUCGAGUUCCUCCAAUUCGUAAAGCAAUACUGGGACCAGCACUUCCCUGGCCACGACUACGACCCCGUCGCCCGCCGCGGCGCGAAAGCAGUACCCGGAGGCGGCGGCGGCGCACCUGCACCCCGAGCCGCGCCCGCAGCAGCCAGGAGAGCCCCUGCCGCCAGCAACACCGCCGCCCCGCGAACCCGAACGCCGCUCGCGGCCUCAGGAGGCGCAGCAAGCGCAGCUCUGAAGGAAGAGAACACACAACUUAAGGAGACUGUGUCUGGUCUGGAGCGCGAGCGCGACUUCUACUUCAGCAAGCUGAGGGACAUCGAGCUGCUCAUCCAGCAAGCUAUGGAGGCCGACCCCGAGCUCGAGAAGGACGAGGGGCUCCUGAAGCAGAUUCAGACCAUCCUCUACUCGACCGAGGAGGGCUUCGAGAUCCCCGCCGAAGGCGCCGAGGGACUCGACGAGGAGACUUUCUAGAGCAUUCGCGAAUUGCUGCCCUGCAAGGUUACAUUUGAGACCAGAGUCAGCAUGUUUCUUUAGCGCCUCAAUGUAAGGAGCUUAAUUUUCAAGCCAUGAACUCGUGCGAGGGCAAGGUUCUUUGAACGCCAACGGAGGGCGAGGGGAGCAGAUGACCGUAUGUGUUCAUCGAUAUUGCAUUGGGGGCGCGAGCCGGGAUACCACUUUUCUGCGUUUUGACGAAUAACGAGUCGCACAUGGAAGAUGUGUGCGAUAUGAGUGGAUGUAGCGACACUGAAUACUGAUCCAACGUUCCUCUUCGCCGCGCUCACCGUGAUAGAAUAGCGAAGUAUUGUAGUAAUCACUGUAGCCGUUAUUACUUUACUCCUGACCCUGUCUCUACCCACACAGCUCUC